AUGACCUCAGAGUGUUUGUGGAGGGCCAAGACGAGAUUAGGAAGGAGGAGACGAGGAAGGAAGGAGGAGACGAGGAAAGGAAGGAGACGAGAAAGGAAGGAGGAGACGAGAAAGGAAGGAGGAGACGAGGAAAGGAAGGAGGAGACGAGAAAGGAAGGAGGAGAUGAGAAAGGAAGGAGGAGACGAGGAAAAGAAGGAGGAGGAGACGAGGAAAUGAAGAAGGAGGAGACGAGAAAGAAAGAAGGAGACGAGAAAGGAAGGAGGAGAUACUGUUGUUUGGAGGUGUCUGUCUUGGUCAUGAAUAUGGAUGAAGCUCGUAAAACCAGCAGCACCGGGCGGUCGUCUCAAACUCCAAAUAACCUCAUGUUGUGUGUUCUCCUCUUUCACACAUCCCACAGCUACACUCUGUUUGCCUCUGAUCCUGGUGCGAUCUCACUGGGAUCUGCUCUUCACGAUGGCUGCACAUCUGGAUCAGAACCUGUCCGGAUCAGAACCUGGAGCCAGGAUUAA
This is a messenger RNA of Knipowitschia caucasica, 510 nucleotides long. The record is from the annotation of a GenBank genome assembly. NCBI's taxonomy places the organism in Eukaryota, Metazoa, Chordata, Actinopteri, Gobiiformes, Gobiidae.